AUGACCGCGGAGCGACAAAGGACGCGGGGGAACCGGGACGGGAUGAACCGCUUCCCGAGAGACGCGGAGAGCGGAGCGCUGCGACCGGACCGCAGGGAGCUAGUCCGGGGACCCCAUCGGCGGGCCGGAACCGAGGAGAUCCGCGCUGAAACGCAGCCGAGCCGCUCGGGAGGGACGAGCGGAGCCGGAGGAGGAGGUGAGGAGGAGGAGGAGGAGGAGGCGGCGAGCGGCGCGUCGGUGAGCAGCAUCAGCAGCAGGGUCGGUGGGCACAAGGACGCAGCGUCGGGUGGAGACGCGACGUGCGCCAAAGGCACAGAGGAGCGGAAGGCGAAGAACCUGAUCCGGGGCUGGAAGCGGGACCGGGACCGGGACCGGGACCGGGACGCCUGCGCCGCACCUCCUCCCGCCCGGACGAGGAAAGAGAAGUCCGGCGAUGUCUGCCGCUGCGCCGCGCCGGAGCCCCGCACCCCGGGAGAAAACGGCGGCAUCAUCAGCAGCGGAGGAGGAGGCGGCGGCGGCGGCGCGCUGGAUUGUGGAGCUAAAAGCGGCGGCGGCGGCGGCGCGAUCGUUGUCGGGCGGCAGCAUGACGACACGCCGGCGGCCAAGAAGCACCGAGGGGCCGAGAAGGGGGACCCCAUGUUUACGGUUCCAGCCGCCCCCGCUCCAGGCCCCCCAGGGGCCCCCGGGCCCUCCCUGCCCUUGGCCCCUCCUUUCCCCCCUCCGGCCCUGCCCACCUCCAGCCCCAAGCAGCUACUGGUGAGGACGAGAUCCGUGGGCACCAACACCCAGGACGGGGAGAGCGUCCCGGGGGGGGCGGAGGGCGACUUGGCCUGUCUGGGACCCUGCCAGCCCGGGACCAGCGUCAACCUGGAGGGCAUCGUCUGGCACGAGACCGAGGAGGGUGUGCUGGUGGUCAACGUGACCUGGCGGAAGAGAACCUACGUGGGAACCUUGUUGGACUGCACCAAACACGACUGGGCUCCCCCAAGGUUUUGCGAGUCUCCCUCCAGCGACCCCGAGUUGCCCGGUGGGCGUGGCCGGGGCAAACGGAUGCGGAUGGGCUUGUCCGAGCGACCCUGCGUUGAUCCGGCCCCAGCAGCCAAGGUCAGAGGUCUGUCUCAGCACAGGAGCCGUGGAGGUGGCUUGGCCGGAACCGCCGCGCCCAUCCACAGCAAGGGACGCAGAGGAAGCCUGAACCUCAUCAACAGCAACUGCCGAGCCCCUCCUUCUUUCUUCACUGUCGAGGAGGUGAAAUCCACCAAUGGCGCCUCAUCUCACUUGUCCGCGAAGCGGAAGAACAAGCCACCCGCUGACCUGGACCUCAGCCUGGUCACCUCUGACGACGUCAAAAACGGCAACGGGAAGAGGAUCCGAGCCAAAUCUCGCAGCGCCCCGUCAACGCCGCAGGGAAAAUCCGACCCCUCGUUCAUGGACCCUGGAGGCGGUUGCGCCUCCUCCCCUCCUCCCCCGCCCAUCCUCAUUGACUGCCCCCACCCUAACUGCACUAAACGUUACAAGCACAUCAACGGCCUGCGCUACCACCAAACGCACGCACACCUGGAGGCCGAGGAGCAGAGGAAGCCGGAGUUGGAGCCCAUGAAGGAUGGGGAGGGCGAGGAUCGGCUUUCAGACUGCGAGGACUCCAUCAGCAGCAUGACGUACGACCUCUCAGAGACGAACAGUUCCUCCAAGAAACCAGCUCCUCUGUACAAGGUGACCACAGUGGGAUCUCCUAAGAACAGACGGCUGCUACUCAGCACCGACCACAGCGCCUCAGUCAACACCAAGACCAGAAGAACCUCACUGCUGAAAGACGGGCUGAUCGACGACCUUAGCAACCUGCCCAUCAUCUCAAACAUGACCGUGGUCCUGGAGAACUGCAUGGUCCCAGACAGGAAUUCCAUAGUGGAAAUGCCCAAGCUGGAGGCCGAAGGCUUGAUCGACAAAAAGGGAGGCGGGUGCGACAAGGGCAAGAAGUCCAAUGGGAAGGUGGAGAAGCUGUCCAAGUCACGGACCAACCGGCCGAUUGCUCCGGCCCCUGCGCCCCCAAAGCUGAUCGCCAUACCCAACACGACGUAUCCGACCGGCACAGCCGACACCACGACCUCACAGCAGAACUCACCUAUAGCAGCCGUGGGCCUCACCGGUAAGAACCUUACCCUGAAACCCAUCAAACCAAAGCAGAGCAUGGUUGUGGAACCGAGCCUCGUGAAAGCCACCAUGAUCACCUGUAGCAAGGAGACCAGGAAGAAAGAGAAACGGAGGCUGAAGGACAAACACCACAAAACCAGGAUGCCGAACAGCGAUGGCGAUGGAAUCAAGAUGGAAGAUGGUUGUGGUUCCAAAAUGGGUGUCAAGGAAAUUUCCGGAAGUCUUCUGAAGGAGCACCUCAGCAAGCAGGAUAUGAUGAACGGGCUCACGGAGAGUCAGGAGAGCAGGAUGGCCAGUAUCCGAGCCGAGGCCGACAAGGUGUAUACCUUCACCGACAACGCCCCCAGCCCCUCUAUCGGCAGUUCAUCGAGGCUCGACCCCGGCGGUGGUUGCCUGGCAACGGACAGCAAGAACAACAGCCCCGCCUAUUCAGACAUCUCGGACGCUGGGGACGACGGGGGAUCCUCCGAAUGUCGCUCAGAUGGAAUCCGAUCCAAGUCCGCCUCCUUGGCCUCGUCGGAGGCGAGCUCUAACAGUAGCCACAGCAACUCUGGUAAAACCCCACCCACUGCGUCUGCCCCGCCGCCAAAAGACUCCCAAUCCCCGUACUACCACGGCUACGAGCCCUACUACCUGCAGGGGUACAUGCAGUCAGACAGGCAGAACAGCAACAGCGUCGCCUUCCAUAAAAGCUCCGGGCUCGACGGCAACGGCAGGAAGGAGGAAGCAAGAGAGGACGACAGAACGUCCCCCCGCGAGUUCUCAGACUUGAAGAAAAGCGACGGGCCGCCUCAGUCUCAGCUCCAGCUGGCCAUGAGCCAGACCCAGACCGCCUUGGCCCAGUCGCUGUACUACGGCCAGUACUCCAGGGGCUUGUAUAUGGACCAGAAACUGUUGCUGGCCUCAAAGUGCUGCGACCAGACGCAUGGCGCCAAGCAGAGGGGCGAGAGGGGACAGGGGCUGAGGGACGGUGAGGACGACAGACACGUAGUCGGGAAUUCGGCAAGCGGACCCGUGCUGGGAAAGGGUCUGGAUGGCGUCAAAGGCUGCUGUCCCAAACCGGCCCUGUCCUACGUGGAAAUGAGCGAGAGGGGGGAAAGGGGACUGAGUCUAGGCAGGAAGUCGGCCCACUGUGGCGUGCUGGACCAGCACCAGGUCUCGAUGAAAGACUGCGACGACAUCAAGUCGCCUUCUUCUUCUUCGGCCCUCCACAACCCAAACAGUCAGACAGAUCUGGACUCAAAUGUUUCCUAUUCCAGUCCCCCAGACGGCCUGCCCUGGGCCCACUGCCUCGCUCACAGCAAGUACUCUGAGCUACGUCACGGGGAGGAGGCCGAGGAGGGGGAGAUGGACAGGGGGAGAGAGUGGGGAGCUACCAUGGAGCCUGCCGGGGCUAAGAUGACUGGAGGAGGCGGUGGAGACGCUAAAAAAAACAGGCUCCACGAACUCCCGCCCGCCAUCGACGUGGAUGAUCCGGACGGACUGGACGGGCUGGAGCAUCAGGACCAGGAGCCGGUUGGGGCGCUGGACCAGGAGCCCCAGAACGCCCGGGCGGCGGUGUCUCCUCCUGUGACCCCCCAGCAGCCCUACGUCCAAUACCAGCACUCGUCCUACCAGCCUUACCUGGCCAUGUGCGAGAGCGGCGGGGGCUCCUACAGAGGGGUGUCACCCACCCUGGUCCACAAUUACCCCGGUUUCCACUACCCUCUGUACGGAAAGACGGCGGGCAGGGAGGAGUCAGAGGUGACUCCGCCCAGCCGAGGAGGAGUGGCGGGCGGCCAGCAGAGCGGAGACCCGUCCUCGUCCUCGUCCAUGGAGCUGCUGCAGCAGCAGAGCCACCAGUACCACGGGAAAUCCCCCGCUCCCGGCGAGAAGGGUUCCCCAGAGGGAGAGAGAGAGACGGAGCGAGAGAGGAACCACGUUUCGUUCGCCCGACACCUCCACACACACCACCACACACACCUGGGCAUGAGCUACACCCUGAUGUCAGGACAGUACGACAUCUACCAAGGGCUGAGCUCCCGCUCGCUGGUCUCCAGUCAGCAGGUGUCGGCUUCCUCCUCUGCUGAGGGCGAAGGGAAGAAGUAG
Messenger RNA from Gasterosteus aculeatus aculeatus (three-spined stickleback), 4239 nucleotides. The record is from RefSeq and is a predicted model, not a curated record. Lineage: Eukaryota; Metazoa; Chordata; Actinopteri; Perciformes; Gasterosteidae.